UCGUAGAAACAUUGAUUUCUCAGUCAUUUUCCAAAUGCGUGUAUCUCGUAUUUAUUUAUCUUGAAUCUAAACAUCCGAGAAUAUUACAGAUUGUUUCAUUUCGAUGAGCUACGAAACAUUUAUCGACGACGAUAUAAUAAAAAAAUUAAAAAUUUGAUGUGAGCGUAUUUCUUGUCUGCUAUAAUCGCGAUUAAAUUGCCACCCAAAUCGUGCUAUGAAAUGUUCGCUUCAUCGUUGAUGAACGAGUUAUUGUGAGUUUUGUGUGUUCACUUCUAUUCUCGCAUCUAGAUGACAAACAUCCAAUCAAGCAAAAAGGAAAAGAAUGUGAAUGCGUGAAAAAUUUCAAUUCGAAUGAAAAACAUAACAUAAAUCAACGGGUUCAAUGGAUCUGAAACGCCAAAUACUAAAUCGAUUAGUAAAUUCAAAGUGUUAAUCAAAAGUAACGUUAAAUGCAAGUGCUCGCCCAUAUAUUGAAUAAAGAAAAACAAAUCAAAAUUUCGUUGAAAAAAAGAAGCGAGAAAAAUAUACAACAGCAGUAGCGGCAGUAAAAACGGCUAACUGAAAAAUCAACAAACACAUAAUAUCCCGUAGAAAAGUGAGUGCGAGAAUUCUAAUUCAUUCUCGAGUGUUGUGAAGAGAGAUUGAACAAGAAAAAGAAGAAAGGUACGACUAUGUGUCGAUAAAACACAAAAAAAUUAGUGAUUUAUGGUGGAAAAAUUACCGAAAUCAACAAUAACAAAUGUAAAAACCAUCGACCUAAUCAAAUAUUUUUUUUGUUCCCGAAAAAGUUCAAUGUGUCAUAAUAGUCCAAAGAAAUUGCAGAAUACAUAAAAUCAAAUUGAAAAAGCAAAAAUUUCUGACAAACCGAAAACAAAUACACUGUGAAAAAAUACGCACACCGAAAAAAACAGCAAAAAUUUUGUUGCUCCAUUCAACAACGUCGCUUAGCUAGCAUUCUAAGAAAUCCCAAGUUCAAGUCCCCACAAAAGUACAAGAAAUUAUUGCAAAUAAACGUUUCCCAUUACCAUUUUGCUUGCCGAACAUCACAGCAAAUAAAUCAAAAUCAAAUUAAAUUUACCAGUAUAAGCGCCAUUCAUUUGCGACAGAGAGAAAGAGAAAGAGUGAAAGAACAAAAAACCAACCAUCAUUCGAAAUAUCCACAUCACAUUUAUUCGUUAUCGAAUAGCACAAGCUCAGCGCAAAUCAAUUUAUAUAUUUUAUAAAUGCGACGGCGCACAUUUUUAUAUAUAUAUUGAAUUGAUCAACGAUUAAUAACACGAAAAGUUUGUUGAUCUUUCUUUUUUUGUUCAAUUCGUGAUUGCAUAAAAAUCAAACACACAAAAAAAACGGGGCCACAAAUUUGUUUGUGACGAGCGAAAAAAAAAGAAUUUUUGGUCAGAAAAAUAACCACUGAAAACAAAACAAAACGAAGAAUAAAUUCGAAAUAGUCGACAUCAGCGACAAAUUGUGUGCGGGCUUCAUUUUUCUUUCGGUUCAAUAUAAAAUGCAAUUAAUUGGUUGUUUCUAUGCAAUAUACAGUGUAUGAGUGAUUACAAUUUUUUUUGUUUAAAUCUGCGAAGAAGUGAAUGUUUAAUCUAAUUGUCGAUAUAUAACGUAUUACUUACGACGCUCUCAAUCUGCAGAGCAUUAUGAUAAAAACGAAUUGAUUGUGUAUAUGUAUAAAUUUGCGUGUAUGUUAAAAAAAAGUUUUUUAGAGCAAAAAAAAAAACAUCUACGCUCAGACACAGAUCAAAUAAACAAAACAAAAAAAAGUUUUAAUAUUGAUACGUGCAUUUGAUGUGGAAAAGGAAAAAGAGAAUUUAUGAUUUCUGGAUGAAAAAAAAUAAGUAUUUGAAUUGAAAAAAGAAUUGAAGAAAACAAAGGAGUAAUAAAUAAAGAAUUAAGAGAAAGGAAGAAAAAAAAUAUCAAUUGAUAAACCAAAAAAGAAGAGAAAAUAAAGUGUGCGAACCAGUUGAGAUUAACUGAUUGAACAAAUAGUUAAUUUUAUUUUCGAUUUGCUAUUGAAUAACUUUGAAUUGUAUUCAAGACAAUUGCGUAAAUAAUCGGUCAACGGCAGAAAGACGACAAGCAGAAAUAACGGCAACCGCAAACAUGGAUAUCUUACCGAGUGGAAACAUUUUUCGUGAAUUGCAAGACAUACACGACACCGGAUACUUUUCAUCACAAGUGUCGAUCGAAGAUCAAUGGCAACAGACAUGCUAUGAAAUGGAACGAUAUUUAAAAGAUGAACCAAAAUUGCAAUCGUAUAAAAAACUACCAACAGAUUUGGAUUCGGCUUGGGAUUUAUUUGCGACACCCGCUAGAAUUCUGGAAGAGUUGAAUUAUCAUGAGCACAAUUUGGAUUCGUUGUCAACGAGUUCAAUGUCAUCAGCGUGUUCAGGUGUAUCAUGGGACAGUGCAUUAAGUUGUGCGGUCGUUGUGAAAAAAGAAAAAAUCGAUGAAGAUGAAGAAAAUUCCGAUAGCUGUGAAGAAAAAUUAGAAAAUAAUUUUUGUGAAAUUCCCAUUCAAAUAAAAACCGAAAUUAAAACAGAGAAUGCAAUUGAAUUGCGACUGCUGGCUCGUGCCACAACAACAACCAAUACCGCCAAUCAUACCACAGCCGUUUCGGCCGAUCAAAAUGAAUUGCUACCAACGCUGACGCCACCAUCGUCACCCGAAUCGACAACGAUACGACCCACCACCGAGGCUGAAUUGGCAUUGCUUAGUCAUCAGGGUUUGUUUAAAGUCACCACGGCAACUACAGCGGCUGGUGCACCAACAACAAACGGUACAAAUCAUCAUCAACAUCAUCAUCAUAAUCAUCAUCAUCAGCUCCCAAGAAGUGCCAUCGUAAGACUCACGACGGCUGGUGGCAAAAAUGCGGUCAGCGUCACUCGUUUCAUUCAAGUCAAUCCAAAUAUUCCAGCAGCAGUCGCUACUCAACAACACCAACAACAACAGCAACAACAACAAAAAACACAAGCACAACGAACAAAAACAACAUCAAUCAACAACACACCAUCACCAGUUUCAGUUACGACAACAACAACAGCACAAACAAAACAGAAUCACCAAAGACAACAUGAUCACAGUCCCGAUUCAAAGCGCCGGAUACACAAAUGUCAAUUUCUCGGAUGCAAAAAAGUCUACACAAAGAGUUCACAUUUAAAAGCCCAUCAGCGAACACACACAGGUGAAAAGCCAUACAAGUGUUCGUGGGAAGGUUGUGAAUGGAGAUUUGCGCGUAGCGACGAGCUGACCCGUCAUUAUCGAAAACAUACCGGUGCUAAACCAUUCAAAUGUCGUCAUUGUGAUCGUUGCUUUUCACGUUCCGAUCACUUGGCAUUGCAUAUGAAGCGUCAUGUCUAAGUAAAAACGGAAAAUAAUCAACAGAACGCGCGAACAUCUUGAGAAGGAGCUAAAUAAGAACAAAAAACAAACAAACGAAAUGAUGAAGAAAUAAAUCCAAAAAUAGGAUAAACACGCAUUUUUGUAGAAAAUCCACAAGUAGAAAGAAAGUAAAAUAACGAUGGACAUUUUGUUGUUGUUAGUAAGAGCUAAUUGAUGAAAAAGAAUAGAUUAUUUAAACAUAAUGUGGUUAAUUUUUGCGUAUAUAGUUAGUAGGAAGUAUCAUCUAUGACAUUCGCACUAAAAAAAAGAAGAAGAAAUGAAGAAGCCGCAUAGAAUGGCAAUAAGAUAUAGCUAGUUAAUCAGCAUAAAAUCAAACGAGUGAAUGCUGCACUACGUUUGUAACGAUAUAUGUAUAUGUAACGAUAACAAAUCCAUACACACACAAAACAUUUCAAAAAGAAUGUUUUACUUAUAAAAAGCCGUAGCAAUGUAGAAGCAGCAGCUGCAAAAGAUAAAAAAAAUUUUUUUUCGAUAAUAAGUAAACCGACAAACACAAACACACACUAUUCUCUCUUUACGUAUAAUAUAUAGAUAAUAUUGAUUUUAUUUGUCCUUUAAUACUUAUUUUCCCUCACAUUUUUUAUAUAUGUUUAAUAGAUAAGAGAAGAGAAAAAAAAUAGAAAACGGUAUAACCAAACAAAAAAAAAGAGAAAUUUUAGUAAGAGAAAAAAAGCAUCUCGCCGAAAAUUUUUGUAUUAUAUAUGAAGGGAAUGACAAAAAUAUUUGAAUGCGCUCAUCGACCACUGUCAAUUUUUCCAAGGGCAAAUCAUAUUCAGACACACUAAAAAACACACCGAAAAUAUUGUUUCCAUUACGGAAAGUUAGUCUAAUGACUUUGCUUUUUGAAAAUGGAUCUAAUACCAUAUAGUAAAUGUUUUUUUUGAUCCUGUUUUUGUUUGUCUGAAUGUUAUAAAUACGACUUUUGAUGAUGGUUGAACAUAGAAUGAAAAUCAAUUCAUUCAACGAUGAUUAAAUAGUGAAAAUUCAUAGGAUUUUUUUAACCUAUACACAUUAAAGAAUAUCAGGCCAAAACGAAUUUGAGCGUCACGCAUAUACAGUGAAGUUCUAUGUUUGAAGUGAACUGAACAAAACAAGACUCCGUACUCAUUCGAAAACCAUCAUCAUUCUAGCUCAAUUGAUAAUGGUCACUGGUGGAAUACGCAUUAACAAAUAAAAAAUUCUUCUUUGUUAAGCUUAAAAAUAUUAAUUCAACGAUAAGUAAAAGUAAGCCAAAAAAAACAUAGACAAAAAACAGUACAUAGAUUAGAUAAAAUCAAAAUACUAAAGCAGAGAAGAAAUGAGGACAAAGCGAACGAAAUUCAUUAUCAUUGAAGAAUUCCCCUUCGCCAUGAAGUGCAAUCCAACUCAAUUUUUUUCAGAAAAAAAUCAUUUAACCCUUUGUACACAGCACACUACAAACUUAUUGUUUUUACUUCCCUGCUCGUUCAUCACACAUACACAUUCACAAUAUAUUUCUUUCUUUGUUCAUUGAAAACUUUAAGUUUUUUUCCUUCCUGAUGUAAUAAGUAAUUCAAUUUAAUUUUAAGUAAAUUUUAUGUAUGUAAGUGCAAGAGUAAUAAGUCCGAUUUGAUUGUAAAUGUGCAUGUAGUCUCUAAACACAUGAUAUAAGAGCUUCCGUUUGUUUUUGGUUAUUUUAUUAUUUUUUUUCGUUUAAUUUUAUAUAAAUUUAUUUGGACAUGUUCUCCAUUGAAAUCGAUGUUUGCGGCUGAAACAUUUCAACAUUCAUAAAAAAAAUAUUAAAGCUAGCCGAGCACUUUUGACAAGUGUGCGUCCUUAAAUUUUGAUAUGUGGUUAAAAUGAACCGUUUGAGGAGAAUGAAAAAGUGCAGUUCUUUUGCCAUGUUCGUGCUAUUCGUUUUUUUAGUUAAUAUGUAUUGAAAUUAAAUGCGUAUUUGCAAUCAGCUUAAUUUAUCCACAAUAAAAUCAACUCUCACACAUACUAAGUUCGUCGAUCAAUGUGAGAGAUUUUUGUUUGAUAUGUAGGUUUUAUGCACACAAAAAAAAAAUUGAGAGGUGGAAAAAACUAAAUCAAAAUUCGUUAUUCAAAUGUAAUUAGAGAAAAUGAUGAAGACCGACAAGGUUAGGUGGGCCCGCUCAAAACGCAAUGUAGAAUAGAAUAAGAUGAAUUGAAUGAAAUUAGUAAAAACGAGAGAAGAGCAAAAAAAACUUCGGAGAGAAAACAUCUUCAAGUAAAUAAAGCAAAGGAAAGAAAAAAGUGAGCGGGAGAAAAAGAGAGAGAGAGAGAUAGUUUAAGACCAUCAAUUGAAGCUACCAAGCUGAUUUCAAUGAAUAAAAUACACAUCACUGCCACAAUAUACAAUGAAUUUUACCACUUUUGUGGUGGAUUCACUAACCCGUAUUACUUGUUUUCUCUCUCUUUUUCUUUCUUUCUAUAUAACUUUCCUUAUGUAUGUGAACCAAAUCAAAGUUGAUUUUAGUUCUAUUCUUAAACAACGACAGAAUUGAAUGAGAAAUAAUUUGGCGUUUCUGAUGAUAUUCAACUUCCGUUCUCAAACGUGUGCGCAUGAGAUUAUCUUUUUUUCUCAUUAAUGAAUCUAAUAUACCGAAGCAACUGAACUAAUCGAACUGCAAAAUUAUAAUAGUACAUUCGAAAAUGGAGAAAAUUGUUUUUUUUUUAAUAUUUUAGCCAAAUAUUGAUGAUUUUAGAAAUUAGGUGAAUUUAACGAUGAUCAUUUUCGUUUUUCUAUAUUGUUAAUUACUACCAUAUAUCAGAAUUUCGCCUUUCUCUUUUGCUUGUAUAUCGUUCACACGUUCGAUUUGGGUUAACAUAUGAGUAAAAAGUCUUUGCACUAAAUUCAGAUGUUCGCCAUUCAAACAACAAACACACAAUAUUAAAUUCUAUUUUAUUGGUAUAAACCUUUAUUCAUAGGCUAUCGAAUAGCACAUUCACUUUACACUGAA
Molecule: messenger RNA, 6353 nt
Organism: Contarinia nasturtii (swede midge)
Lineage: Eukaryota; Metazoa; Arthropoda; Insecta; Diptera; Cecidomyiidae
Product: Krueppel-like factor luna
Exons: 5
Coding region: 2113-3369 (418 amino acids)
Biological process (GO): regulation of transcription by RNA polymerase II
Molecular function (GO): RNA polymerase II cis-regulatory region sequence-specific DNA binding; DNA-binding transcription factor activity, RNA polymerase II-specific
Source: RefSeq, a predicted model, not a curated record